This is a messenger RNA of Orcinus orca (killer whale), 7123 nucleotides long. RefSeq names its product transmembrane protein 11 (gene TMEM11). Lineage: Eukaryota; Metazoa; Chordata; Mammalia; Artiodactyla; Delphinidae. The record is from RefSeq and is a predicted model, not a curated record. The transcript is spliced from 2 exons. Gene Ontology annotation, cellular component: mitochondrial inner membrane. Gene Ontology annotation, biological process: inner mitochondrial membrane organization. The coding region runs from base 6275 to 6796 and encodes 173 amino acids.
UAGAUCUCGAUUUGAAAGACUCAUUUCUAGAAGAUAAGAUUGGAGUCGUCGUUUUCGUGUUUCGUGUUGAAUUUACAGUUUUUGCUUCUGAGGAACAGUUUCAGCUAGUAGAAGAAGCCACUAGAACCUGUUCAGGCCCCAGAAGUUUGGGAAAGGAUGUGUAUUCGUGGAGUCAUCCGGUUUGCACUGUCCUGACCAUUCUGUUACGAGUGGGCUGGUGCGGUAGACAUAGGUCAGCAGGAUCUCCGGGUUUGCUUUUGGGUUUUUUUGGUGAGGAUUGUUGAACAGAAAAAUUCUCUUUCUUUUCUCUUCCCCCUUUCUCCCUUCCCGCCCCGCUCUCUUUUUCUCUCGACUAUUCUGCGUUAUUCUCUCUCUUUGAUUGCAUCACAUACUCAUUGUGGUCGCCUUCCUGUUUGGUUAGCUGUGCUGAUAGACCCCUCCAGCUUGCAUUUUAUUCUCGAGCUCGGAGUUAUCCAGCCUUGUCCCUGCCGCACUUCCUCUUGGAGAAGCAGCAGUGAAUGGCCAGCAAGUAUUUUUGUUUUUCCACCUCCCACCUGGUUAUUUCUUAGAUCAGACCAUACAAAGUUAAAGAAGAGAUCUCGAUGGUUUCCAGAUGGCCUGAAAAACUAGCAAACAUUUUCAAGAUCUUUAAUGCAAACAUUAAUCCUUUAGUAAUAGGAAAUAACUGGUUUAGAAGACUCAGUUGCAGAGGGAGAAGCAUUCCUCCUUACUGGAUAAAAACAGCAGAAGGGGCCAAAUGAGGACGCCCCAGACACCAUACAGGGGCCGUGCCAGCAAAAGUUACAAUUUUACUGAUCUAAGAAAUUGGAUAUUGGGUUUUUUUCCUCUUUGGUUUAAGACAAGUGUUAAUUCGAAACUGAGUUUGCAAACCAGGAUCCCAAAGGCUGAAACUAGUCCUUGACUGUGAUCCUUAGUUUUUAAGAGAAUUUAAGUUAGUUGCCAGUGGUUAUAAAUGGAAAUAGUUCACAUAAAACUCCUCUGGAAAAGCUGCGUGAUGGCUCUUUUUGGUCAGGGCAGGUGCUCAUCAUUCCUCACCUGCCAGCUUGACUCAUUGCAGUUACCUGCCUGGUCUCCUUAGGUGUUCAGGUUGCACCCUUUGGCCUGAACGUCAGGCUCUGCUUGCACAUGCAUAUGUCGUGUGUCAGCCAGGAAUGGGGCGUCUGGUUUUGUGGUUUGGGGGGCACCAUCUGUCAUCCUUCCAGAUAACCGGGAGUGGCUGGGGGUACCCCUUUGUUUGCCUCUGCCGUGAGGCCCUAGCUGGGCUCUUUUGGAGGAGUGUUUGCCUGGGCUGUUUCCCAGAGAUCCUCCACGCUGAGUAGGGGAUGGAAACCUAGCCUGGGCACACCUCCUUUCCUGCUCAGUGGGUGGGAAGACUUCCGGGUGGGGCAGGCUGGAUUAAUUGAUUGCCCACACCAUAGAUUGAGGCCCAAGCAUACCUAGUGGCUCCUGUGACCGAAGUAGGCUGAUUAUGGUGUUCUGAAAUGACUUUGUUCCAUGGCAUGUUUGUGCUGACUCAGAUUUCAGCUCCACGCUGUAAGACCACUUUCCCGAGUUGCUGCACACACUUGGUUGCAAUCUGCUUUAUGCUGACACCCAAGGAAACGUCGUCUAAUUUGGGGCAUUGGCUGGAGCAGAGCAACGCUCUGGGCAGACUUUCCAGAUUUCCCUGUGGCUGCAAACUCUGAAGCCUGCAUUGUAUUUGAAGGCCCUGCUUGGUGCCAGACCUUCCGCAGGAGUUACUGUUGUCAGCUGUGUGUUAAUGAUGGUCCGGUUUAGAAUACAUAGUGUGUGAAUUCUUGCUUUACCUGGUUCUUGAGUCUAGAGCUGUGUUAAUUCAGUGUCCACUAGUCACUUGCAGCAAUUAAAUUUAAAUUAAUUAAAAUUAAAUAAAGUGAAAAAUUCAGCUCCUCAGUCACACUAUUUACAUUUCAAGUGCUUGGUAGCAACACAUGGCUCGUGGCUAAUAUAUUGCACAGCGCAGAUAGAGAACAGAAAGGUCAGCGCUGGUCUAGACCAAAAUAGGAGAGGGGUGGAAAUAGCAAAAUGAGAGCUGCUUGCACGCUGAGUUUUCUCUUCAGUCCACUAGAUCUAGGGAACCCACAGUGUUUGUAAUGAAGAACAUCAGACCCUGAGCUGUAACCUGAAUUCUUGUCCAAAACUCCGCACACUGGCAGCAAGCACAGCAAACAGAUUGCCACUUGUCCUGUCGGCCUCUUUGAGACAAACUUGCCCGUCUGGGAAGGCGCGGUGCAGGUAUCUGUGUGUUCUGCCGCUUGGUGCCAACCUGGGCCAGCUCACAGAGUCGCCGCUCUGUCCCAUGUGGGCUGCCUGUCCUCCUCCUGAAGGGCCCCCGAGUGUCCCUAGUUCUCUGUGACUGUUGAAUGUGAGUGCAGCCCGUGAGGAUGCAUGGGAUCUGAUUCUGAUCACGAUGUGAGGCAGCAGCACUGUUUAAAGGCCUGGAGUGUUCAGAGGGCCGGGCUCUGGCUUUAGGGUGAAACCACUUUUUGUGGCCUUUCCCCUCCCCGGCUUAUGCGGGUGUCUGCUCCAGCAUCUCUAGGCAGCCAGUUCUGUGGGGUUACUUCCACAUCUUCUGUGCUACGCUUUAUUCCCGGGGACUGGGCCGUCCUCUUUGACAGCUUUGCUGUAAUCUUUGAAUUGGAUGGAUGUGGUUCUGGCUGGCUGGUGGAGGGUUUAGUUCCCAGAACAGGUGGACCACGAGCCACGUGGGCAGGUGGCUGACAUUCCCAGGGCGAUGUUCCCCUCAUUCUGACCUGGUCGUUUCCUUUAGAGCUGAGGGCCUCCAGGGGAUUUGGAUGUUUUCUUUCUCUUGAGUUUCUUUCCUCCUGGUCUGUAUGAGUCGUGCCAGUGCAGCAUCUGCACCCAGGUCCGCGGGUGUGCAGGCCUGAGGGUGUGGGUCCCGCUCAGCUGGCUGCCAGAAGGUUCUGAUCCUGGAAGUUGGAUGUUGUGGGUUAGGGUCUGCUGGGGUUCGUCCUCUGGGGUGAAUCUCCAUUUUCCUUGAUUCGUUCAAGCCGUCGGGGUUCCAAUGGCAGUAACUCGUGCCUCUAUAGUUCAGUCCUUCAGGCCUGACUUUCUGAAGGAAGGAGGGUGGUCUUGUGUCCUGAACCGGGCCUCUCUGCACUGCCUCCUGGGCAGUCUCGGCCAUUCUGCUCAGGGCUGUCCACUAGGGCAGCCAUUGGUCACUUGCGGCUGUCAAGCAUUGGAAAUGUGGCUGGUGUGUCUGAGGAACUGAAUUUUUUUUUUUUUUUGGCUGUGUUGGGUCCUCGUUUCUGUGCGAGGACUUUCUCUAGUUGUGGCACGCGAGGGCUACUCUUCUUCGCGGUGCGGUGCGCGGGCCUCUCACUGUCGCGGCCUCCCUCGUUGCGGAGCACAAGCUCCAGACGCGCAGGCUCAGUAGUUGUGGCGCACCAGCCUAGUUGCUCCGCGGCAUGUGGGAUCUUCCCGGACCAGGGCUUGAACCCGUGUCCCCUGCAUUGGCAGGCGGACUCUCAACCACUGCGCCCCCAGGGAAGCCCAGGAACUGGAUUUUCAAUUUCACUCCAUUUUACUUAAGUUUAAACAGUGCUCGGGCCUUGCGCUGGGUGGCGCCUUGCAGCUGUCACCUUGUGUGCGUGCCCGGCCCAGCCCAUCUCACCCCGUCUGCACUCUGCGAGCUGGGGCCUUUGCAUCGUUUGACACGACGGAAGCUGGCUCAGAGCAGCAAGGGGGUUUGUCCUUGGACACAAAGCCAGUGAGUGACUGAGAGGAACUCUUGGUGCGCCGUGGUCUUGUCCCCAAAGCAGAGCUGCCCGGUCCCUGGAGCACCACGGGGAGCCUGUUCCCUGGCACGUGGCUUCCUCUGAAACAAUGAGAACGUCAGGUGCCAGUUUGGAAACGUCCUCAGUAUUUGGAGCUACAAGCCUGUGCCUUUCAGUCCUAACUGGCCUUUGAAUCCACAGCAUAGGAGUUUACUGCUUUCCUUGGCUCCCAAGGAAGUGAUUUGGGGUUUGCCAGAAGUGGGUUUCCCUAGACCAGGGAUGCAGGGGUGGCACCAGGCAGCAUGUCACAGCUGGUCACGUGACCCUGUGCUUAUUGGGUGGAAAGCAACCUGAUGCAUGGACCGAGUUUACUUUUCAGCCACAGGUGCUCUUAAUUACUGUUAAUUGUUUUUCGUCUCCUGUCAGUCCUUUCAGAGGUACUUCCUCUAAGUCUGUUGGGAACCUGUCACAUUCAGGCCCAGGGUGGGGUGGGGCAGAGCAGACUGCGAUGAAAACAGUCACUGCCCUCAAGGAGCUUGGCAUCACCUCCUCCUCUGUUUGAGCUGAGACUGUGAGCCCAGGGCCGCUCCAGGAAGGGGCCUUAAGGCAGGUGUUUGGGUCGGUUCUUCUGGUUCCAGCAUGACCAGAAAAGGUGGUGGGUUGCAGGGCCAGUGCCCACUGGAGCAGGAGGGGGGCCCCCUCUCCUCGGCUGGGAGGGCCUGCCCUGUCUGGUCUCUACCCCAAGGGAUACAGAGCUAUUGGACAGGAUUUUUCUUUUUAUGAAAAAAUUUAUAAUUAAUUUUCCCAUUACAAAAGAAACACGUUUUUUCCUUUUGAAAAAUACAGAAAACUAAAAUUUAAAAGUUACCUGUUGGGCCACCAUCCAGAGAAACCAUUAUUGGCCUUUUUUUAUGCAGAGCAUCUUUGAUGCUUCCCACCAGAUACUUUGUCUUGGAAUUUUAAAAAUUAUAUGUUAAAUCCAUCAAAAGUAUGUCUUUACCAUAUGAAAAGUUAUAAACUUGCUACCAUAUGUACGACCUUGGGAACACGAGGCUAAAUGAAGGAAUCGGCUCCAAAGCCCACGUGCCACGUGAUGCGUUCCUGCAGAACGCCCAGAAGAGGCAGAUCCACAGUCAGGAAGUAGGUUGGUGAUCGCCAUGGACGGAGGUCAGGGGAGAAUGGGGAGUGACGGGUUACUUUUUGAGGUGAGGAAGAUGUUCUAAAAUGGAUCGUGGUGUUGGUUGCACAACUCAGUGAAAAGUGUCGAGCCAGUGACUUGUGCAGUUUAAAUGGGUGAAUCUAUCACAAUUAAGCUGUCAUUUAGGAAGCACAAGUCAAAACUACCCUGAGAUGCCACCUCAUACCACUAGGAUAGCUACUAUGGAAAAAACAAAAGUGUUGGCCAGGAUAUGGAGAAAAGGGAACCCUUGUGCAGUGUUGGUGGGAAUGUACAUUAGUACAGCCACUGUGGGAAAGUGUGGAGGUUCCUCAAAAAAUUAAAAAUAGAACUACCACAUGAUCCAGCAAUCCCACUUCUAGGUAUGUAUCCAAAAUAAUUAAAAGCAGGGACUAAAACAGAUAUUUUUACACCCGUGUUCACAGCAGCAUCGUUCACAAUAGCUAGAAGGUGGAAGCAACCUACCGACGGAUGGAUGGAUAACGAAACGUGGUCUAUACACACAGGGAAUAUUACUCAGCGUUAAAAAGGAAGGAAAUUGACACUUGCUACAACGUGGAUGAACCCUGAGGACAUUAUGCUAAGUGAAAGAAGAUGCUGUGUGACUCCACUUACAUGAGGUCCCUCGCUGAGCAGCCGAAUUCAUAGAGACAGAAUGUAGAAGGGGGGGUGGGUGGGAGUUGUGGUUUAAUGGGGACAGAGUUUUAGUUUGUAAGACGAAAAAGUUCUGGAGAUUGGUUGCCCAACAGCGUCUAAGUGUACUUAACCUUACUGAACUGGACACAUAACACAAAAUUUACAGAUAGUAAAUUUUGUGUUAUGAGUAUUUUACCAUAAUUUAGAAAACAAUUAAUAAACCAAGUGCUAGCAUCUCCCUGGCCCACACUUCCCUCCCGAGCGCAGGCAGCAGCCACCUUCCUCCUGAGUCCUCCAUCGUCUCCGUGACAGCACGUGCUUGGUUCUGCAUGCUCCUGAGCCGUGUGUGUGAGUGUGAGUGUGUGUGUGAGAGAGAGAGAGAGAGAGAGAGGGAGGCGUUCACGGGUGUGGUGCACCCACUUCCCCCUCAGCGUCGGGAGGGACUGGGCGGCUGUGCCUCCACGGCUUUCCCUCCCUAGGCUGAGUCACGGUCUCUUUCUCUCUGCUCUCGAGUCUUCUGCUCUCACCAGGAGUGCUGCUUUGGACAUUCUUGUGCACCCCUGACUUUUGGAGCUGUCUCCCGACUUUGUGGGUCCCAUGUCUGAGGCUCCUGUAAUCCCAGGUUCCUUCAAGACUGGCUUCGAGAUGGCGUGGGAUCCCUUGGGCCGGAUUCUGUGCUGGCAAAAUGAGGGUGAGCCUGUCGGCCACAGACUGUUACAUUGUGCAUGAGAUCUACAACGGGGAGAACGCCCAAGACCAGUUUGAGUACGAGCUGGAGCAGGCCCUGGAAGCCCAGUACAAGUACAUCGUGAUCGAGCCCACACGCAUCGGUGACGAGACAGCCCGCUGGAUCACUGUGGGCAACUGCCUACACAAGACCACCGUGCUGGCGGGCACCGCCUGCCUCUUCACCCCGCUGGCGCUGCCCCUGGAGUACUCCCACUACAUCUCCCUGCCUGCGGGCGUGCUGAGCCUGGCAUGCUGCACCCUCUACGGCAUCUCCUGGCAGUUCGACCCCUGCUGUAAGUACCAGGUGGAGUACGACGCCUACAAACUGUCCCGACUGCCCCUGCACACACUCACCUCCUCCACCCCGGUGGUGCUGGUCCGGAAGGACGACUUGCACAGAAAGAGACUGCACAACACGAUAGCACUGGCGGCGCUGGUGUACUGUGUAAGGAAGAUUUACGAGCUCUGCGCCGUAUGAUCGGGGCAGCGUACAGGGAGCAGGCAGCCCGGCCCGCGAGGUGGCAGAAGGAGCCCGGGAAGGCGUCUGGCUGCACGCUGGUUAUUUUAAAGAAAUAACAGAUCACAAGUGUACCAGGGGUUUUUUCAGCUCAUCACACUAAGAUGUGGAUUCCCGUAACCCACGGGGGCCUGAGGUUGUGGAAGGCCGACCAGGCAGCAGGAUGUGAUGGAAGCAACGCUACUGAGGGGAUGUGAACGCGCUUGGGGGGUCGUUAAGUAUGUUGUUUAACUGUACCAUCCAGAGCCAACCAGAAGCUAUUGACCAUUAAAAUUAUAAGAAUUUCAA